Molecule: messenger RNA, 5525 nt
Organism: Ostrinia furnacalis (Asian corn borer)
Lineage: Eukaryota; Metazoa; Arthropoda; Insecta; Lepidoptera; Crambidae
Gene: Ror
Product: tyrosine-protein kinase transmembrane receptor Ror
Exons: 5
Coding region: 212-3196 (994 amino acids)
Biological process (GO): cell surface receptor protein tyrosine kinase signaling pathway; protein phosphorylation; multicellular organism development
Cellular component (GO): signaling receptor complex; plasma membrane
Molecular function (GO): transmembrane receptor protein tyrosine kinase activity; ATP binding; Wnt-protein binding
Source: RefSeq, a predicted model, not a curated record
AGUCAUGCCAUAGUUGUAAAAAAAAGGGCCAAGCAAAGUGUUUUACUGCCAGUGGAAUUUUAGUUUUUAUUUACCUGGAUAUUCACGUAAACAGCUAAUUUGUGACAAAAAUAAUAAUAUUAGUGUAGGGGUUUGCGUUGAGAAAUAAUCAACUAACAAUGUAAUGUGUAAAAAUCCAGAAAAUUAACUCGGCUACGUACUUCUAAGUGAUAUGGAAUGGAAAGCAUUAGUCAUGAAAUACUUCAGUGUAAUUAUUGUUUUAUACUUUUCUUUAAGUAAAUGCCAAGCCUUAAUCACUGAUAAGUUAGAAUCGCACGCAUUACUAAAGGCUAAUUCCACAUCAGAGCAGAAAGUAUGGAACAUAAAAUUAGACAUUUACUUUUCGAAACCUCUUCCACCAGUGAACAGAAAACCCAUUGGUUCAGAUGUGCGGUUUAAAUGCGAGGCAAUUAUGAAUUUUACGAAAGUUGAAAAGCAUACAAAAAACAAGGAAGGCAUAGAGACCUUGUUGAAGGAAUCUCCCCCUGAUUAUAUCCAACAAACACUCAUGAAAAAUGUUAAAUUUUACUGGUUAAAAGAUAAUCAGGUGAUAGGAGACAACCACAAAGUAAAAGCAUCCACAAAGAUUGAUAUGGCUAAUGGCACAAUUGGUUCCAAUUUAAGGAUUAAAAACAUUGAUAGUUCUGAUGAAGGGAAUUAUACUUGUGUCAUAAAACAAAGCUAUGAGAAGUAUCAGAGCACUUUCCUGAAGGUAGUAAAAAGUUCUGAAGUUACAGAAAAAUCUGAAAUCCCGACAUACCCAUCUUUAUUUGCAAAUAAUGAACUAGAGGUUACUGUGAAGACAACACCUGAUUUGAUUUCUGAAGACAUGAAGUCUCAAAGUAAUGAUGGAAGUACAACCAAUAAUAAUUUUACAGAACCUCGAAAGCUAGAACCUAUUUGUCAGGAGUAUACCGGCAUUGUGUGUGCUACUCACCUCAAAGGUCAGUUUGUUUACAUACCUUAUGACACCACUCAGGCUGCCCUUGAAGACAAACUAUUGAAAGCAAUUCGAGUCACACAAUAUUCAAACGACAUUAGCUCACAAUGUGAAGGCUAUGCUCUGCCCAGUCUUUGCUACUCUACAUUCCCAAUAUGCAGAGAUCCUUUUGAGACUAACAAAAACUUUUUUGAGGAAGCUAAACUUCUCUUUGACUUUCUGUCUACAACAUCUGCACCAUCAAAUGAAGGUGAUAAUUUACCUGACAUAGUGUUUAGCCAUUUGCCCCAAGGCUACAUGCCACAUUUAAAUAAUAAGUUGAGUAAGAAUAUUACACUGGGAUUGUUGAAUUAUCGUAACAAUUCAACAGUGUUGAGAAGGGUCUGUAAACAAGAUUGUGAAAUUUUAGAAAAUGAGCUAUGCCAAACUGAGUAUGCUAUAGCCAAGAGACACCCACACAUAGGCCAACAGCUGACUCUUGAAGAAUGCCAAGACUUGCCUGAAGAAGACCCAGAAUGCCUUAAAAUUGGCAUCGGCCCUGUGAUGGUGUCUGAUGAUGAAUGUUAUUGGGAGAAUGGAAGUGGUUAUUUAGGCAGAGUUAAUGUAGCCAGCAGUGGCUUGGCUUGCAUUGAGUGGUCUAAACAGUUACAUGUGAGAGUGUCAGAUUACCCAGAGCUCUCAGGGCUCCACAGCUACUGCAGAAACCCUGGAGGAAUCAAGUCACAGCCCUGGUGUAUCAUUGAAAAAGAUGGAAAGACAGAAAAACAACUUUGUGAUAUCAACAAAUGUGCACAUAAAAUUUGGAUUUAUAUUGUUGUAAUUUUUCUACUUUUGACUGUUUCCAUUGUUGGCUUUAUUAUCUGUCUUUGCUAUAAACAUAAGAAUAAGGGCAGUGCAGCUACAAUUAGAGAUAUAAACUUGCCAAAUGCUGAUAAAAAUAUUUAUGGCAACUCUAGACUUAAUUCGCCUAUUGAAAUGAACGAAUUAUUAACUAACCAAAACUUAAACAAUCAGCCACAUUUAACUAGAAACACACGAGGAAAUGGUGUCCUGCGUAUUCCACAGUAUUCACUAUCUCAAAUUAAGUUCUUAGAAGAGCUUGGUGAAGGAGCAUUUGGGAAAGUUUACAAAGGUGCUCUUAAAAAGAACGGAGAUACUCAGUAUGUUGCAGUGAAAGCUUUGAAAGAAAAUGCAUCUGCUAAAACACAGGCUGAUUUUAGGAGGGAAAUAGAUUUGAUAUCUGAAUUAACUCAUGACAAUAUAGUUUGCAUUGUUGGAGUAGCUCUCCGUGAAGAGCCUCUGUGUAUGCUGUUUGAAUUCAUGGCAAGAGGUGACUUGCAUGAGUUCCUGAUGGGCCGGGCACCUCCCUCGGGUAAAGGCUUGCCUCCAAUGAGGUUGUUGAACAUAGCUAAUAACAUUGCAUCUGGCAUGCAGUACCUGGCUUCACAUCACUAUGUACACAGAGAUCUAGCUGCCAGAAACUGUUUGGUUUCUGAUGAUUUUGUAGUUAAAAUAUCAGAUUUCGGACUUUCAAGAGACAUCUACAGUUCAGAUUAUUAUCGCGUCCAAUCAAAAAGUUUGUUGCCUGUUCGUUGGAUGCCACCAGAAUCUAUAUUGUAUGGUAAAUUCACUACAGAGAGUGAUAUAUGGUCCUAUGGUGUUGUUUUGUGGGAAAUCUACAGCUAUGGACUACAGCCUUAUUAUGGGUACAGUAACCAGGAAGUGAUCGCGAUGGUGCGCGGCGGCGAGCUGCUGGCCGCGCCGGCCGCCUGCCCCGCGCCCAUGUAUGCGCUCAUGCGAGACUGCUGGAAGCACACGCCGCAACGGAGGCCUAACUUCGAGGAGAUCGUCCAUAGAAUCCAAGAGUGGAUCCAGAUGGGUGGAUGUCCCGACACGGUGGCUCCGGAGCCUGGCAGCAGCGCGUGCGCGCACCGCGCCUCGGGCUCCAGCCGCGACCUGCAGGAGAAGGUGCCGCUGCUGCCGCCGCACUGCUCCUCGUCCAACGGCUCGCUGGCCACGGGCAGCCUCAAGAAGUUCAGCGCCGCCGGCUCCAGCUCCAAGGUCACCGACGACGCUCGCUCCACCUCCAGCGAGGUCCCGCCACUCGCUCCCAAAACGAAGAAACACAGCUCAAGCUCGCUCAUUGACACCGACAAAAUCGGCACCAGGGACACCGUCGUCAGGAUACCCAACACACAGUUCGGCAAUGAGAUAUAGUCCGUCGACUUCAACGAAAUUGUGAGUGGUCGUCCCGUAUUUAUUUUAAAAACUAAACUUUGUUACAUGAUUGUGCAUGAUGUUUUAUAAUAAUAUUGUGUAUGUGUGGUGUACCUGCGAAUGCUAGUAUUACUUUUGUUUGUCUAUUUUGUAAAUAUAGUAUCGAUUAACAAUAUUAUAAUGAUCUACUCAAUUACCGGGCCAAUCGUAAAUGAGUAAAGAAUGGUCUAUCUAGCUUAAUUGACUUGACUUUACCUUUUAGUACAUAUUUCGUUUAGCCCAGGCUGGGCCAUUCUUUGUUGUUGAUCGAAAAAAGCGUUAGGUACUCAUUAAUUUUUCACUAUGUAAGUGUUGUCUGUUUCCUGUUUAAUUAUUAGUAUGAAUUUAAUUUAUCACAAAUAAACUGGCAACUUUGUAUCCUUAGGUAAUUAUUUGUUUACAUGUGGAAUGUAUUUGAGUGAGGCUGUUGAUCUCAAAACUUUAUUUAUUAUUAUGAUUUCGAACACAUUUAAUUUAUACGAAACUAAUUUUAUAUGAAUUAUGUUUAGUUACUAACUUUAGUGUAACUUUUUUGGAGAUAGGUAUUACCUAAAUUAUCAAAAACGAAAUGAGGUUAGUGUAAUUUUUGACAUAUGAAGUUUAUUAUAUUUAAUUAGGACAUAUUUAUAAGCUUUCGGUAAGUUAUGAAUAAAUGGCAAAUCACAUUUUGGAGCCCUAUAGACCACAAGUUGGACUUAAAAGUUGUCGUAAAAUUUUAGGGCUUUCUAAAACUAAACAAAGUUUCAUACUAGUAAAAUAAGUUGAAUUAUUUCUUCAUUACCCUUCAUUAUUUAUUAUUAAUAAAUUCUAGAUAAUUUGUGCUAAAUGAAAAAUAAUAAUGAUGAUCAAAUAAUUUGUAAAUUAGUCUAAACAUUUGUUUUAAUAGAAAGUUCUAUUGGCGACGACAUAAAAUGAGACUGACUUAAAUAACCUAGUAUGCAGUAUUUAAAAUUUUCAUUCAGGACCAGUACCUAAAAAUUCCGGACUAAUUCGCAAAAGGGCGUUUUGUGCUUCAUUUUUAUGACAUUCAAUUAACGGGACUAUUCCCACCCCUGCAACUCUUGUGUAACCAGGAUCUACAGCUUGACCGCCAAUAAAAACCCAACCAGUGAAAGUCAAGUAUGUCCCGGGUGAAAGUUAAAUUGUCAUUGACCCGUAACAAAAUUAAUCAAAAGAACAUGUCUCCCACACUAGCGUUUUUCGAACGUUGUCUUCUCGCCAGCGCCUGCACAGCGUUGACGCGGCCACGCCAACCGUUAGACCGUUUUCUGACUUGUCGGCGCGGCAGCGGCACGACAUCGCACGCUUGAGAUACCUACGCGGUACCGAAAGCUUACCGAGCGCCUAUAUUUCAAUGGAGCUGAACGCUCGCCCUCCAUUGAAAUAUAGGCGCUUGGUAAGUUUGGUGUACAGCGUAUACAUACAGAGCAUACCGAUGCCGCGCCACUACUGCACCGACAAGUCAGUAGGCAGGCAGGGUAAGGAGGCUGCGUUACGCGUCCGAAAAAAAAAACAUUUUAUUGAUGCGACGCGCCCUGCGCGGGCGCUGGCAAGACGCUAGCGUGGGCCCCAUAAGAUCAAGGGCUAUAAUCUUUGUCUUGAUAAAUUUGUCCAAUAAUUAUGAUGACUUCUCUCUUUUGUAUUCAUUCAUAACUUCCGAUACCUCCAUGAAUAACAAGUGGUCAUAUUGAGAUCGAAUUGGGAUACAUUAAUUUCAGGAAUCAGUCAUUGAGGUCCUAAAUGAAAAUUUAAUCGUAGUAUUUUAUUUAAUACUCUUAGUUGUUAUAAAUUGUGUUUUAAUGUCCAUAUAAUGUAGUAAGACGGUCGAGAUAAUGUUCGUUGUAUUUAUCGUAGUAACCAAAGCCUUGUAUUUGUGUGGAUCCGUUUCCAAUUUGUUACUGAAAAAUUGACGUACAAUGGUAGAGUUCAGUAAUCUAUAAUUGCAGCUUUUAAAUAAACAUAAAGCCUGAAUAACACAGAACUGGGAUAGACGAGUAGCUAAUAUUUAUAGAAGUUAUAUUAUUUUUAGCAAAACGGCAGUUAAGACAAAAUCACAUGGACCUUUUACAUUCCGUUGUUCGAAAGACUGUAACAUUCUUGCCUAUUAUUUUUAACCAAUUUAUAUUGUACCUUUAGUUGUAACUAUCUACUGUACUUAGUUAUAAAAUUGUACCACUAAUAAAAUCGUGAUUAUUUUUGUUUUAUACCUAAGAAAUAAGUAAAUAUUAAGAUACCUAUUGUAGCUAAUUUAUUGUAUACUUAUUUAGUAGCUACAUAUUUUUACUUCCUA